AUGACCAGCUUCCGAGUGAAGGUAUGGAUCCUGCCAUCUGAGGAGGACGUUUGGGUGUUCGACGCGGCAGCACAGCAAAGCAUCUUCCAUGGAAUGGCACGGGUGAUUCAUGGACAAGAUGUCGGACUCUCGUGGACCACCCACUUUAUGGUUGACACCCCCAUCGAGCUUGUUUUCUCCACCCCACCUGGAGACUCCCACCUACCGUAUCCUGCACUUAUAGCUACUCCUUCUCCCAUGUCUGUUGAUCCCCGUACUCCCAGUUCUAGACCAGUACCUACGCCUGUACCAUUCCCUACUGAGGAACCUACUCCACCCCCUGUGACCACUGAGAGAGAUACAUAUAUGGCAGAACCCUUAGUGAGGAAUGAUGAUGUACUGCCCCAUAUGCUCCCUACCUACCUAAACACUUAUUCGCCCUUUACCACAGUUCAUUCACCACCUCGCACUACUGGAUGGAUUGUAGAGGACACAGAGGACGCUGCUUCUUCUAGCUCUGCUUCCCCGACAUCUUCUGAGGAGUCCGAUCCCAUUGAGGAUUAUUCUCCUCUCGACUGA
Abrus precatorius (Indian licorice) is the source of this 558-nucleotide messenger RNA. RefSeq lists its product as uncharacterized. Bases 1 to 558 code for a protein of 185 amino acids. The transcript has a single exon. The record is from RefSeq and is a predicted model, not a curated record. NCBI's taxonomy places the organism in Eukaryota, Viridiplantae, Streptophyta, Magnoliopsida, Fabales, Fabaceae.